CCCAGCUGAGAGAGCUCGCAGCAGAGGAGCCCAGAUAUCCGCUCAUCGUCUGGAGCAAAAUCGCAUUGAGGGAGACCUCCCAGCUUUCUUCCUCCUUGCCGAGCUCGUUCCAGCUCCCGAGGACGCCGGCGCGCGGCCAUGGCGCCCCCUCUCUCGUCCUGGCCGUGGGCGAGCCUCCGCGUAUACAAGUACUUCCUGCUCGCGCCCCUGGCGUGGAAGGUGGGGCAGGAGUGGCUGGAGCAGGGCGGCGCGCCGCUGUGGUCGCCGUGGCUGCACCUGCUGCUCCUCUUCUCCGCCCGAGGGCUGACCUACCAGUUCUGGUUCUCCUACAGCAACAUGCUCUUCCUCACCCGCCGCCGCCGCGUCGUCCCCGACGGCGUCGACUUCCGCCAGAUCGACCACGAAUGGGAUUGGGAUAACUUGCUGAUCUUGCAAACGCUGAUUGGAGCGUCGGUAGUCAACGGCCCACUGGCCCCGCACGUCCGCGUGUGGGACCCGCGCGGGCUGGCCAUCGCGCUGCUGCUGCAUGUGGGCUUCUCAGAGCCCGUGUUCUACUGGGCCCACAGGGCCCUGCACCGGGCCCCGAUCUUCGGCCAGUACCACGCCGCCCACCACUCCACGCCGGUCACGCACCCACUCACAGCUGCAUUUGGCACUCCGCUGGAGGCCCUGCUGCUGACGCUGACGAUGGGGGUCCCGCUGGCAGGGGCCUUCCUCAUGGGCGCCGGGUCCGUAGGCCUGGUCUACGUCUACCUCCUCGCCUUCGACUACCUCCGCAGCAUGGGGUACAGCAACGUGGAGGUCGUCUCGCACAGGGUCUUUGAAGCCGUCCCGGCUCUCCGAUACCUCCUCUACACCCCGACGUAUCUGAGCCUGCACCACAGAGAGAAGGACUCCAAUUUCUGCUUGUUCAUGCCUCUCUUUGACCUCCUUGGUGGCACUCUAAACUCCAAGUCAUGGGAGCUGCAGAAGGAGAUCUAUCAAGGCAAGAACCACGUGGUUCCGGAGUUCGUGUUCCUGGCGCACGUGGUGGACAUCAUGUCGUCGAUGCACGUCCCCUUCGUGCUCCGCUCCAUCUCGUCCGUGCCGUUCGAGAACCACCUGGUGCUCCUCCCCUUCUGGCCCGUGGCCUUCACGGGGAUGCUGCUCAUGUGGUGCCUCUCCAAGACCUUCGUCGUCAGCUCCUACUGCCUCCGCGGCCGCCUCCACCAGACCUGGACCGUGCCCCGCUACGGCUUCCAGUACUUCAUCCCGGCGGCCAAGAAGGGCAUCAACCACCAGAUCGAGCUCGCCAUCGUCCGCGCCGACAGGAUCGGGGUCAAGGUCCUCAGCCUCGCCGCGCUCAACAAGAACGAGGCGCUGAAUGGAGGCGGCACCCUGUUCGUGGAGAGGCACCCUGACCUGAGGGUGAGGGUGGUGCACGGCAACACCCUCACGGCCGCCGUCAUCCUCAACGAGAUCCCCAGCAAUACCAAGGACGUCUUCCUCACCGGCGCCACCUCCAAGCUUGGCCGUGCCAUCGCCCUUUACCUCUGCCGGAAGAAGAUCAAAGUCAUGAUGCUUACGAUGUCGUCGGAGCGGUUCCUGAAGAUCCAGAGGGAGGCGCCGGCUGAGUUCCAGCAGUACCUCGUGCAGGUCACCAAGUACCAGCCUGCGCAGAACUGCAAGACGUGGCUCGUGGGCAAGUGGCUGUCACCGAGGGAGCAGCGGUGGGCGGCGCCGGGGACGCACUUCCACCAGUUCGUCGUGCCGCCCAUCAUCGGGUUCCGCCGCGACUGCACCUACGGCAAGCUCGCAGCCAUGAGGCUCCCCAAGGACGUGCAGGGUGUUGGAUCCUGCGAGUACACGAUGGAGAGAGGGGUGGUGCACGCGUGCCACGCCGGCGGCGUGGUGCACUUCCUGGAGGGCUGGGAGCACCACGAGGUGGGCGCGAUCGACGUUGACCGGAUCGACGUCGUGUGGAAGGCGGCGCUCAAGCACGGCUUUACGCCGUCGUGAUCACUCGUCGACCCACCGAGGCGGCGAUGUACGCAGGUGAAGCGCAGGUGCAGAAUGCAGCUGAGACAAACGUGAACUAAUUAAGAUCGCUCCCUCCCUCCCUCCAUAUAUGUCCCAUAUAUCGCUACUCGUGUUCUUGUACUCCAUUCUUGUCAUCAAAUGCAAUGAAAUACCAAGUUCACACGAGAUUAAAUUAAUUUAAAUUCCCCGGGCA
This is a messenger RNA of Lolium rigidum, 2212 nucleotides long. RefSeq names its product very-long-chain aldehyde decarbonylase GL1-2-like. Bases 139 to 1998 code for a protein of 619 amino acids. Lineage: Eukaryota; Viridiplantae; Streptophyta; Magnoliopsida; Poales; Poaceae. Gene Ontology annotation, molecular function: iron ion binding; oxidoreductase activity. The record is from RefSeq and is a predicted model, not a curated record. The transcript is spliced from 9 exons. Gene Ontology annotation, biological process: lipid biosynthetic process.